AUGAGAAUUGCGAUUAAAAUUGAAGAAAAUAAUCCCAAAGAAUGGUACACAAGUUAUAUUGUCAGAGUUCCAGAAAUUAAUUCGCUGGCAACAAAGGAAUUAUUGUGGAACCAAUUAUGUACAUAUAUAAAAGAUAUUGAAAGGGACGCAAUAAGGAGACAGAUAGGAGAGCAAAUAAUUUCGGAAACUGAAGUAAAAAUUCUAUUUGAUUACCGUGGAGAAACACAGCAACAAGAAAGACAAGUUGAGUGGGCAAGGAUGUCAUUCAAGGGUGAUACUAUAUUCAAACAGGUUAAAUUAAACAUUCAAUCCCUAACUGAAAUGCUUAAAAAACAACACGAUAAGCUUUUUGAAUCGGAAAGGGAUAAAGAAAUAGUAUCAUUUGUUCUUAAUAAUUCAAAACCACCAUCGAGACCAGAAACACCAAGACCAUCCUCCAGACAAUCUUCAAAUUCCAGUGAUGGUUCUGGAUCAUCUUCAACAUUUUCUGCUGGGUUAGAAAUGAAAGAAGUGGAAAAACAUUUAAAUUUCAUUUCAGUGCACGAAGUAUUGACAAAUAUCCGAGAGGCCAUGCAUUUUGAAAAGGAUAUUUUGAAUGAAGAUAUUGAGUAUAUAAGAGAAUUAAUUGAUGAGGAAUUUUCAUUUAACAAAUCUUUAUGUGACUACAAAGUUCCAAGCUUUUCCGAAGUAAAACAAGUGGAAAACAAACUACAAGAGAAUUUGAGGAAUGUUUCAAUUACCUCACAGACUGAAAAGAAAAGAGAACUUAAACCACUCUCCAAAGCAGAACCUCCAACAAGACCAAAAACACCAAUUUUAAUAUCUAAUAAUUUGAAAAAAACAUCAAGCAGAACAGUAACAAGGCUGCGGAAUGCAAUAAGACAAAGCAAAGAUCUGUCUAUUGAAUAA
This is a messenger RNA of Naegleria gruberi, 909 nucleotides long. RefSeq lists its product as uncharacterized. The record is from RefSeq and is a predicted model, not a curated record. The coding region runs from base 1 to 909 and encodes 302 amino acids. NCBI's taxonomy places the organism in Eukaryota, Heterolobosea, Eutetramitea, Acrasida, Naegleriidae. The transcript is spliced from 4 exons.